Moneuplotes crassus is the source of this 624-nucleotide messenger RNA. NCBI's taxonomy places the organism in Eukaryota, Ciliophora, Spirotrichea, Euplotida, Euplotidae. The record is from the annotation of a GenBank genome assembly.
UUUUAUAACUAAUAAUCUGAAAUGGAAUGUUACAACUCGAGAGGGUACAAGGAUUACAUCCCUCUAAGCUUGGUUAAGGAUGAUAUCAAGAAAAGGAUCCGGUACUGCCAGAUCAAGACUGAAAACUAUAAGGUCUUACUUAAAUUAUUGAAGGAAGUCUCUCAAGAAGCUAAAAAGAUUAAUGAAAGUUCAGAUCCAGAAAAGACUAGGCUUGAGCUUGAAAAGAAGGAAGAAAAUGAGCUGAAGAAGUUGAAAGAUGCUCUUGAUCAAGAAAUGAAAGAAAAUAAGAAGCUUAGACUUCAAAAUGAGAAACUUCUCAAUGAAACUUAUAAAACUAACGAUCUUAUAAAUAGGCAAAGGAGGAAGAACCUGUUGAUAGCGAUUCAUUUAGGUGACAAGGACCAUAAAAUUUUCAAAUAUCCUCGCGAAGCCCUCUUAUAUGUUCCUCCUACAGAAAGUGGAAUGAAGAGUAAGAAGAAGAUCAGGACUUUAUACAAGAAACAAGAGGUGUCAACAAACAUUUAUAAGAACCAAAAAAAUCAUUAAACCUAAAAUAAAGAAGGUAGUCUGAGAAAGAUGGGACUAAUAACUUCUUUAUAAAUAUUUUCACAUAAAUUUACAUGA